GUGUAACCGCGGGCUGGGAUUGGGCACGGAGCAGUUACACAAUGGGGAAGUAUAAAAAGAGGGGAAAUGCGCUGCUGGGGAUGCGUGUGUGCCUGCAUCCUCCGGGCUGCUGCUGCUGGACUGCAGGAGCUGCCUCCCAGAGCUUCGUGCAGGAGCCAUUGAUGUGAAUGACACCCUGAUGUCCCAGCUGGAUUACUGAGCUGCUGUGUGAUUCCUGGAGCUGCUGCUGUUGGAAUAAGGAGCUGCCCUCAGUUAUUGGCCUGUCCCAGGAGCACCUCCUGGGUGCUGCAUGCAAGUCCUGGAGGUGCUGGAGACGAUGGGGAUUGGCAAGAACACCACAGCCAAGUCUGUGGAGGCAGGAGGCUCCACAGAGGGCAAAUAUGAGGAGGAGUCCAAGCACCCCACCUUCUUCACCCUGCCUGUUGUGAUAAACGGUGGAGCCACAUCCAGUGGUGACCAGGACACAGAGGACACAGAGCUGAUGGCCAUCUACACCACAGAGAAUGGCAUAGCAGAAAAGAGCUCCCUGGCAGAGACCCUGGACAGCAGUGGCAGUUUGGAUGCCCAGAGGACUGACAUGAUUUACACCAUUGAAGAUGUUCCUCCCUGGUACCUCUGCAUAUUUCUGGGCUUGCAGCACUACCUGACGUGUUUCAGCGGCACCAUCGCCGUGCCCUUCCUGCUGGCCGACGCCAUGUGCGUGGGCUUUGACCAGUGGGCCACCAGCCAGCUCAUCGGGACCAUCUUCUUCUGCGUGGGCAUCACCACCCUGCUGCAGACCACCUUUGGCUGCAGGUUACCCCUGUUCCAAGCCAGUGCUUUUGCAUUCUUAGCACCUGCCAGAGCAAUUCUCUCUCUGGAGAAGUGGAAGUGCAAUAACACAGAUGUAGCAGUCACCAAUGGAACAGCAGAGCUGCUGCACACGGAGCACAUCUGGUACCCCCGGAUACGAGAGAUCCAAGGUGCCAUCAUCAUGUCGUCGCUGAUCGAGGUGCUGAUCGGGCUGCUGGGGCUGCCCGGGGCUCUGCUGCGCUACAUCGGGCCCCUGACCAUCACCCCCACCGUGGCCCUCAUCGGCCUCUCGGGCUUCCAGGCUGCAGGGGAGCGAGCUGGCAAGCACUGGGGCAUCGCCAUGCUGACUAUUUUCCUAGUAUUGUUGUUUUCUCAGUAUGCCAGAAAUGUCAAAUUUCCCUUGCCCAUUUAUAAAUCCAAGAAAGGAUGGACAGCAUACAGGCUGCAGCUUUUCAAGAUGUUCCCUAUCAUCCUGGCCAUCCUGGUGUCGUGGCUGCUGUGCUUCAUCUUCACGGUGACGGACGUGUUCCCCCCGGACAGCUCCAAGUACGGAUUCUACGCGCGCACGGACGCGCGGCGCGGCGUGCUGCUGGUGGCGCCCUGGUUCAAGGUGCCCUACCCCUUCCAGUGGGGGCUGCCCACCAUCUCUGCAGCGGGGGUGAUCGGGAUGCUGAGCGCCGUCGUCGCCAGCAUCAUCGAGUCCAUCGGGGACUACUACGCCUGUGCCAGGCUCUCCUGUGCUCCUCCUCCCCCCAUCCACGCCAUCAACAGGGGGAUUUUCAUCGAGGGUCUCUCCUGUGUCCUGGAUGGAGUGUUUGGGACAGGGAAUGGAUCCACCUCUUCCAGCCCCAACAUUGGGGUCCUGGGCAUCACAAAGGUUGGCAGCCGCAGGGUGAUCCAGUAUGGAGCUGCCUUCAUGCUGCUGCUGGGCAUGGUGGGCAAGUUCAGCGCGCUCUUCGCCUCGCUGCCCGACCCCGUGCUGGGCGCGCUCUUCUGCACCCUCUUCGGGAUGAUCACGGCCGUGGGUCUGUCAAACCUGCAGUUCAUCGAUCUGAACUCCUCCCGGAAUCUCUUCGUGCUCGGCUUCUCCAUCUUCUUCGGCCUCGUCCUCCCCAGCUAUCUCAGGCAGAACCCCCUGGUCACUGGAAUUGCAGGCAUUGAUCAGGUGUUGAACGUGCUGCUCACCACUGCCAUGUUCGUCGGGGGCUGCGUCGCCUUCGUCCUGGACAACACCAUCCCAGGGAGCCCUGAAGAAAGGGGAAUACGGAAAUGGAAGAAAGGGGUUGGUAAAGGAAGCAAAUCCCUGGAUGGCAUGGAAACAUAUGAUCUGCCUUUUGGCAUGAACUUCAUUAAAAAAUACAGAUGUUUCAGCUUCCUGCCCAUCAGCCCCACCUUCAUGGGAUACACGUGGAAAGGCUUCAGGAAAAGCAGUAACUGCAGGAGUUCAGAUGAAGACUCAGAAGCUACAGUAUAGCCUUAGCUGAAAUUAUAUUAUCUAGUUGUAGUCAAAGAUGUAUUUGCAGUUUCUUGCUGAUUAAGAAGCAUUAAAAUCUAUGUUUUGUAUAUCUGCAUUUAAAUUCUGGAACCAGAGCUGAGACAGGUUUAAAAAAAAAAGAAAAAGAAAAAAAAAAAAAGCUUUUCCUGCUGUGGGUGGUGGGAGCUAGGUCUAGUGUCUCUGUGGCAAAUGCUGCUGAUUUUGGGAAGUUGUAGAGAGCUGUGCACCCAAGUCUGUUGGUUUGAAAUGGUUUUAGGUGGAGGUGUGGAGGUGCUGCUGCAAACCUUUGGUUAUUAUGGUGAUCUUAUUGAAGCCCUCAGUGUUGAUUAUGCUGAGAAAACUGAACCUUGGAGAAGGAGAGGGGGAAAAGAGAGAAAAGGAAAACUAUUUCCUUCUGAUCAUGUCAAGUCCCAUAGAUGCUGUUCUGCCACUCAGUGAUUUGCACAUUCCAUGUUCUCAGCCCUGGAAACCGGGCUCAGCUGAUGCUGGCAAAUCCUGAGAGUUAAUUCUGAAUUAUCUGUGAUUUCAGUGGCACAUCCAGUGCUCAGAAGGAAGUUUCUGGAAUAACUCUGCCCUUGAAAACGUGGCUGGCUUGGCUAGCUCAGUGCUGCAGCAGCCACUUUAUUUUACUCACAGCAUUUCUCAUCUUUGAACGUUUGCUUCCCCCACCUGGGGAUUCCCUUCUGAGGCUGGGAUGGGAAACCUCAACUCAGACAGGACCUGGAGGCAGCGUUUCAGUUCAGUGCCUGUGUCCAGCAGGAUGUUUAAUGGCCAGAAAUGCUAAUUAGCUGAGCAGCUCCAAGCAGUUAACAGUUGUUCCUGCAGGGAAAGCCUCGUGCUCCGAAUGCUGGGCACUCCUGGCUUGGGGCUGAGCAGGGUUGGGUUUGUUUUUGCUGAUGCUGCACAAGGCUCUUUCUUCUCCUGUUGUGGGGCUUCUCCAGAGCUGAUUCCUGCUGGGAAGGGGGUUUGGGCCAGCAGAGACACUGCACCUGCCAGCCUCACCCACGGGUGGUUCACGGGUAUUGGGUCCAAUCAGGGCACCACUCAGAUCUCUUUUUCUGUUCUGGAAUAGUCUCAGCUCUGCUGUUAUGUGGGUGUUCAUGCUCAUCAUGCAUUCAUGAUUAACAGUUUUAUUCCUGUUUAAUGUUCUUACUAUUGCAAGUUAGUUUUAGACUUCAGUGUGGCCCCAAAAGCAUUUUCAGCUGUGGAGAUCAUCAGGGAAAUGUUGUGUAAUGUAAUUUCAAGGCCAGUAAUGCUCUACGGUGCUUGCAUUUUGUAUUCCUGGAAAACUAUUACAGUAGAUCCUGUAACCCCCUGAUCUAUUUAUCCAAGUUUGACUACUGGACAGGAGCACAGGAGCUCUGUUUUCUCUAAGUCUGCUCCCAGGGGAAUUUGUUCUGGGUUAUUGAAGCAUGGACGGGUUGGGGUGGGGAGGGCAAGGACAGAGCUUGACGGGUCCGUGCUGAGUAGUGUAGAGUGGGAAUGAUUCCGUGGGUAUCGUUCCCAGCAUGCCAUGGCUGUUUCCAGAAACUUUUAUCCUGCUUUUCCCAUGUCCAAGCAUGCCUUUGUUCCUGCUUCCUUCGGGGAACUGUCAGUAGUUUGCAGUCUUGGUGUCAGUUGGACUCGAGAGCUGGUCACAAGAGUCGUUGUGUAGUAGACGAGGUUGGUUUGCCUGUGAAACAAAAGUCAUUUUUGCUCAUUUUUCAGUCUUUCCUCUCCAGGUAGUGAGGUGUUAGACACAGUUUGGGUGCAGGGGCCUCUGCUCAGUGGCACUAAGCUUCCAAAUUCCCCAGCUUUCUGUGCAACCAAAGAUGUGUGGCAGGUGUGGGAGGUUAAAAACACCCAUGGGAAACACAGGCCAUGACCUGAGGGGUUGUGGUGAUGUCAGAUGCCAAAGUUGGUUAUCCUGUAAAAGUGGAGAAAGGGAGGAAAAAGCUUUUAAUUUCCAACUAACUCCAGAGAGAGGAGGGGAUGAGAGCAGAGUUUGUCUCUCUCACCCUGUUGAGGGAAGUCUGGGUGAGAUCUCAGUGGAGAUUGCCAAGACACUGAGAGUGCCAGGGCAGCAAAUCCCAGGACAGCUCUCUCUCCUCCUGGAGCAGAGCCCCCUCCUUCCCACAGCACUCCUCGAGCAGGUGCACUCCAGUUUUCUGUUGGAUUCAAUUCUUUCUGUGUUUGUGCCCAUUGCCCCUGGCCCUGGGAAGCAGCUGGAAUUGGGGUCACUUUGGAUCCCUUUGGUCAGUGGGACAAAUCCCCACCUUUCCCAGGUGAAUGGUGCAAGGUGAGCCCUGGGCUGGGGAAGGACACCUGGAAGUGCAGGCAGGGCUGGGCUGAGGUGGGACCAGGAGCUCCUGUCCCUCCCUGGGGCUCCUGGAGCCGUCCCAGGGAGAGCAGAGCAGUGCUUUGCUUUGGGGGCAAAUCCCUGAGUUCAGCCUGGCUUUGUGCAGGUGCAGGGGGGAUUUUGGACCUUAGAUCCUUCUCCCACCUUCCCAUUUCCUGAUCCCCUUUUUUCCCCUGAUCCCCUUUUUUUCCCUGAUCCCUUUUUUUUUCCUUCUGAUCCCCUUUUUUUUCCUUCUGAUCCCCUUUUUUUCCUGGUCCCUGUUUUUAUCCUGGUCCCUUCUUCUCCUGGUCCCUUCUGGGCACAUUCCCAAGUGGCUGCUGUGAAAUUCCAGGGAGCUGGGUGCCUGUGGUGGUAGAGGAUGAAGCUGCAGGUUUGGGGAGCAUUAAACACAAGCUGUGUGUGCUGGGGAUGUCCAGGUGUUACCUGACUGCCAGUGCAAUGCUGGAUUUUCCUCUCUGUCCCUCCCUGCCUUUCCAACAGCCAAACUCCAACCAGCCAGGGAAGGUGGCAGCUGAGAGGUGAGUGAAGAGGCCAUGAGAAGUUUCAACCAAUUUUGAGAGGGAAGGGCAAAUAUUCAUGGUAGAAAUCUCAUUUUGUCAUAUCAGAGAUGGUAUCAGUGUAUACAAACAAAGUAACUUGGGAUUUUUGUAAUUGAUAUUCUCUUGUAUUUUUUUUAGGUUAAAUUAAGGGUUCUUGCUGACAUGUUGAAACACAUUUUCUAAAGCAAAUACUUGCAAAUUAUGCCUAGAGAAAUUUAGGUUUCGUAGCUGACAGCUAUGACUGAUUAACGUUGUCAUAUUGGAGGGACUUCACCACGUUCCUCGCUCAGAAAGCUCAACCUUUUCAACCCCAAAUUUGCUUUUCUUGCCUUUUAAUACUGACUUGAAAUAUGACAACUUGGUUUGUACAUGAAUAUUGCAGUAUUUUAUUUCCAUAUAUUAAGAAAAUAACAUUUCCACUCAGGAUAACGGCGGCGCUUUUCCUGGGAGGGAGUGGUAUGAGUGUCAUGACAAUGUCAUGUGAUGGUAGAAUUUCUUCAUUGACGAAUCUAUAGUGGUUGUGUAUACUUUAUUUACCCACGUUUGUGUUCCUACCCAAAACUGGAGGCUUUUGUUGUUUCCUCCCUGCUGAGCCCUCGGGGCUCCCGGGGCAGAAUUGGAGAAAAUCCCUCAGUGGCACCCAGGGAGUGCCAGCGAGUGUGACCCGUCCUUUCCAGCCCAAAGUGCAAGUCCUGCCCCUUUGGAACAAAGAGCCCUGCAGGCACUCUGGUGGCAGAGCCAGAGCCUGCAGCUUGGCUGAGCCCUUGGGUGCUCACCCAGGCGAGCAGCUGUGCCUGCCAGAGCCGCCGAUAGACCAGCACCACCUUCACUGCUCCUUCUGGCCUUCUACAGAGCAGCUUCUGCUCCCUUCCCUUUCCUCUCUCAAGCAGGGGCACUGCGGUCACUCGUGUUUUGCAGCCAAGUCCCACUUGGUGCAGUUUCCCUGGUUUGGGGCUGUGCCUGGGGGAGGUGCCAGGGCUGGCUGGGAGUUGGGAUCAGUGCUGGAGCCACCCGAGCGUCCUGCUGGAAUUCCUGCUGGCUCCCUGCUGGAUCCCUGAUGGAAUUCCUGCUGGAAUUCCUGCUGGAUCCCUGCUGGAUCCCUGCUGGAAUUCCUGCUGGAUCCCUGCUGGAUCCCUGCUGGACUCCUGCUGGAUCCCUGCUGGAUCCCUGCUGGAAUUCCUGCUGGAUCCCUGCUGGACUCCUGCUGGAUCCCUGAUGGAUCCCUGAUGGAUCCCUGAUGGAUCCCUGAUGGAUCCCUGAUGGGUCCCUGAUGGAUCCCUGCUGGGAUCCCUGCUGGAAUUCCUGCUGGAUCCCUGCUGGAUUCCUGCUGGAUCCCUGCUGGAUCCCUGCUGGAAUCCCUGCUGGAAUUCCUGCUGGAAUUCCUGCUGGAUCCCUGCUGGAUUCCUGCUGGAUCCCUGCUGGAUCCCUGCUGGAAUCCCUGCUGGAAUUCCUGCUGAAUUCCUGCUGGAUCCCUGCUGGAUUCCUGCUGGAUCCCUGCUGGAAUUCCUGCUGGAUCCCUGAUGGAUUCCUGCUGGAUCCCUGCUGGAAUUCCUGCUGGAUCCCUGAUGGAUUACUGCUGGAUCCCUGCUGGACUCCUGCUGGAUCCCUGCUGGAUCCCUGCUGGAAUUCCUGCUGGAUUCUACUGGGCUGGGGCUGUGCAGGUGCACCCAGGUGGCCUCUGCCCUGCUGGGCAAUCCUCGUGCUGCCAGUCCAAAUAAUUCCUGUGUUUGUCUGUUUAGAACAACCUCUGGUGUAACAAACUAUUGACUGUUCUUAGGCGGUGGGGAUAAAUUCUGUUUCCUCCAUGACUUUUCGUGACUGACUUUGGCUGUAAAACUUUUUUGUUCAACAGCAAAAGUUUAUUUGGGGGAGGGGGGAUGUUUGAUUUUUUUGUUGUUCUAAGAUGUGUAAUUCUUUUAUGGAGUUUUUUUAUUAUUAUUCCUUUUUUUUUUCUAACAUUGCUUCAUUAAACAACUAAAUAUUUAAAAAUGUAAUAUUUGGACCAGAUGUUGUGAAUAAUAGUAGAUAAAGCUAUUUUAUUCUGUAUUUUUAAAGCUGUUCAGUAUAAAUAAACACAGGCAUAGAUGCA
This is a messenger RNA of Oenanthe melanoleuca, 7253 nucleotides long. RefSeq names its product solute carrier family 23 member 2 (gene SLC23A2). Gene Ontology annotation, molecular function: transmembrane transporter activity. The transcript has 16 exons. Gene Ontology annotation, cellular component: membrane. The record is from RefSeq and is a predicted model, not a curated record. Lineage: Eukaryota; Metazoa; Chordata; Aves; Passeriformes; Muscicapidae. Gene Ontology annotation, biological process: L-ascorbic acid metabolic process; transmembrane transport. Bases 290 to 2266 code for a protein of 658 amino acids.